AUGUGGUCGUCUACUUCCAGCGUUAUACGCUUGACCGCGGAGAACACUCUGGGAAAGACGACUCUAGGUAAGCCCAAGGUACAAAAGGCUACGUGGUUUUGGAACGAGGAAGUUCAGGCGGCAAUUCGUGAGAAGAAGUCCAAGUAUAAGCUCUGGUGGAGGACGCGUCAGCCUGAAGAUCGGGGUACUUACCUAGCGGCGAGGAGGGAGGCUAAGAAGACUGAUUGUAGUAAGGCAGUCUCCAAGGUGAAGUCGGACCGCUACAAGGCUGUGUACGACAUGCUUGAUACCAGAGAAGGCGAGCGGGCAGUGUAUCGUUUAGUCAGAGCGCGUCAUCGCUCAACGUUGGAUAUGGAGCACACCAAGAUCGUUAAGGGAGCUGAUGGAGCCGUUCUGCGCCGCUCUGGUCAGAUCCUGAAGAGGUGGCGAGAGUACUACAAUCACUUGUGUAACGAAGAGUUCUGUCAUCCUCCCAUCCCAACUGUUACCAGCGUCGAGGUUCCUGUUCUACCAAUUACUGCCGUCGAACUCAGUGCUGCCCUCGCAAAAAUGAAGUCGAACAAGGCAACCGGUCCUGAUGACAUACCUGCUGAUGUCUGGAAGCUGCUAGGAGAUCGAGGGUCCGUGUGGCUCGCAACUCUAUUUAACAAGAUCGUUGCAGAAGGACGGACUCCAGACGUUUGGCAAACUUCCGUGACCGUGCCUGUCUGGAAAGGGAAAGGAGACAUUGCUGACUGCACCUCGUACAGGCCUAUACGACUGCUGUGCUGUCCUGGAAGCUCGUCUGAGGAAAAUUAUGCUAUCCAUGCUGUCCGAAUCCUCCUGGAGAAACAUCGAGAGAAGAACCGCAGUGUGCAUCUUGCUUUUCUCGAUCUCGAGAAAGCUUUCGACCGUGUCCUACAUGAGCUGUUAUGGAUGUCCAUGAGGUCGCAUAGAGUACCAGAAGAAUAUGUGCGGUGGACGAAGCUGCUUUAUGCGAAGCCUACCAGCGUUGUACGAUGUGCUGCUGGAACAAGCAGGCCAUUCCCUGUACAAGUAGGGGUUCAUCAGGGUUCAUCCCUCUCACCUCUGCUGUUCAUACUGUGCAUGGACACGAUAACGAAGGAAAUCCAGAAGCAGCAUCCGUGGACUCUACUCUUUGCCGAUGAUGUCAUGCUCGCGUCGGAGUCUCGAGAUGAUCUUCAGAAACAAGUACAGUCUUGGAAGGAUCAGCUGCAGCAAUAUGGAUUGCGCCUCAACACAUCAAAAACUGAGUACAUGGAGUGCGGACCAAGGAUAGAGGAUGGUUCAAUUCGUGUCGAUGGCACCGAAUUAAACAAGGUGAACUGUUUCAAGUACCUUGGAUCCAAAGUGACUUCCACAGGCGACAUUGAUCAAGAAGGUCGAGCACGUGUUAAUGGCACGAACGGCAUGGAUGAAAUGGAAAAUGGCAACAGGGGUACUGUGCGACAAGAAAGACUGUUCGACUGUUCGACUGAAGUCGAAGAUCUACAGGACGGUUGUGCGUCCUGUUGCCCUUUACGGAUGCGAGAGCUGGCCGACAACGAAAGCCUUGGAAAGAGUGCUGCACGCUAUGAAGAUGCGGAUGUUGAGGUGGACGAUAGGUGUAACGCUAAAAGAGAAAGUAUCCAACGACACUGUACGCUCCAUCUUCGGCGUCGUCCCGAUAACUGA
Molecule: messenger RNA, 1674 nt
Organism: Necator americanus (New World hookworm)
Lineage: Eukaryota; Metazoa; Nematoda; Chromadorea; Rhabditida; Ancylostomatidae
Exons: 2
Coding region: 1-1674 (557 amino acids)
Source: RefSeq, a predicted model, not a curated record